AUGGUUGCACAAAACUCACCAGAAAACUCAUCAGAUCAGAAAACCAGUUGUUCCACGCUCCGGAGAGCAAAAGAUGAAGAAAUAGCACAUCACGCUGUCGUCUGCCAUGCUGAGCAAGCGCGUAUUUACCGGAAGUUGAGCAACAGUGAUGAGGAAAGAAAGCAAUACGCCGUCGCCGCCAAUAUCCUUGAAAAGGCAUUUCAACAGGAAGCAAACAACAGGAGUCGCUGUAGAACACCCCAGGCAACGGCAAAAGUUGAGUGUAAUUGGCGUCAUGUGGAGGUAUGCUUUCUUGCGAUCCUGCCCGUCUACAAAGCGAUAUUGUUCGGAAUGCAUGCUGUUCGAGGGUAUCCUUCAUGCACUAAUGCACCCAGAUAA
Cooperia oncophora is the source of this 378-nucleotide messenger RNA. NCBI's taxonomy places the organism in Eukaryota, Metazoa, Nematoda, Chromadorea, Rhabditida, Trichostrongylidae. The record is from the annotation of a GenBank genome assembly.